AACAUAAUGACAAAUAUUCCUUAUUGCUUCGAUAACAUUGUGAUUUGUGAAUUGUGAAUGAUAGUGGUAGAGAGAGAGAGAGAGUCAUGGCUGGAUUGUUCGACAGACAGGCAGAUGUUUAUGUAGAUGCAAGGCCGACUUAUCCGAGCGAAUGGUAUUCGAUGCUUGCGGCUGUCACCCCUCGUCGGACUUUAGCAUGGGAUGUUGGCACAGGCAACGGCCAAGCUGCUCUCGGGGUCGCCGAGCACUAUGAACAAGUGAUCGGAACAGACGUGAGCGAAGCGCAGUUAAAGCGAGCCAUGCCACAUCCCAGAGUCCGCUACGUUCACACUCCACCUUCCAUCUCCGAUGAGGAGAUAAUAUCAGUGGUAGGAGGUGAAAAUUCAGUAGACCUGGUCACUGUGGCCCAGGCUGUUCAUUGGUUUGAUCUUCCCAACUUCUAUUCGCUUGUUGCUCGCCUUCUGAGAAAGCCAGGAGGGGUCCUAGCCAUUUGGGGCUACAAUGACUGCACUGUUAACCCAGAGUUCGAUUUAGUCUUUAAGCGUUUCCAUGACACUACACUUGAUUUCUGGGAUCCAAGGAUUCAGCACAUAUUCGAUGGUUAUUCUACACUGUCCUUUCCUUUCGAGAGUGUGGGCCUAGGGUCAGAGGGGAAGCCAUUGAUGCUAGACAUGCCCAUAGAGACCUCGUUUGAUGGAUUUAUAGGGAUGGUUCGGUCAUGGUCGAUGGUGGCUACAACCAAGGAACGCGGCGUUGAUUUGUUAUCUGAGGAAGUGGUUAAAGAACUUGAGAUUGCUUGGGGUGGGUCUGAGUUGAUCCAAACAGUCAUUUAUAAGGCUUUCAUGCUUGCAGGAAAAGUUAAGAUGGUCCGCUAUCUUCACACUCCACUCUCCAUUUCCGACGACGAGCUAAUCUCUUCGUUGGGCGAAGAAAAUUCAGUAGACCUGAUCACUGUGGCUCAAGCUGUGCACUGGUUUGACCUCCCAAAUUUCUACUCGCUUGUGACUCGGCUUUUGAAGAAACCAGGAGGGAUAGUAGCUGUCUGGGGCUACAAUGAGUUUGCUGUUAGCCCCAUCUUUGAUCCAGUCCUGAAGCGCUUCCGUGACACCACAAUGCAAUUCUGGGAUCCACACAUUGGCUAUGUGUUCGAUGAUUACAGCACUCUUCCCUCUCCCUUUGAAAGUAUAGGCCUUGGAACGGAGGGGAAGCCAUUGAUGCUAGACAUGCAGAAGGAGACCUCAUUUGAAGGGUUUCUGGGGUUGCUUCGGUCAUGGUCUGCAGUCACUACAGCCAAGGAACGGGGCAUUGAUUUGCUAUCUCAAGGUGUGGUUAAAGAGCUUGAGAGUUCUUGGGGUGGGCCUAAGCUCAUCCGAACAGUCAUCUACAAGUCUUUCAUGCUUGCAGGCAAAGUUAGGCUGUGACCUGUAAAAGUGUAAACUGUGAUGUGAAUCCAAUUAAUUAAGCGUUACAAUAUCAUACUGUGAUUGUAAUUGAUCA
This is a messenger RNA of Nelumbo nucifera (sacred lotus), 1497 nucleotides long. RefSeq lists its product as uncharacterized. The record is from RefSeq and is a predicted model, not a curated record. Gene Ontology annotation, molecular function: S-adenosylmethionine-dependent methyltransferase activity. NCBI's taxonomy places the organism in Eukaryota, Viridiplantae, Streptophyta, Magnoliopsida, Proteales, Nelumbonaceae.